GGGAGGCAGAGGUUGCAGUGAGCUGAUACUGCGCCACUGCACUCCAGCCUGGGCAACAAGAGCGAGACUGCGUCUCAAAAAAAAAAAAAAAAAAAAAGUUCCUUCCGUAGUUCUCAUGCAAGGGAGGGGUUCGACUUGCAACCGACCUGAAACCAAGCACUGGCGCAAGAUUUGCUCAAGCCCCUCCUCUUGGCCAAACUUUCCGGAGGGGAAGGCUUUCCGAGGAAACGAAAGCGAAAUUGAACCGGAGCCAUCUUGGGCCCGGCGCGCAGACCCGCAGAGUUUCCUGUGCCGACGCCUCGGGCUACUUGCAGUGCGAAGCAGCAGGGGUGUGGGGGCCUCGAGGGGCUGGCGCGGCCCAGCGGUCUGGCCAGGCUCGUGCCGCCGGCGGGUCGGGUCGGGUCGGGCAAUGCCUCUCGGGCGCCAUGAACCCGUGGCAGGGGUAUUCCCUCAACGGAUACUACCCCCAUCCAUUUCAAGGCUAUGAGCACAGAAAGCUCAGAUACCAGCAGCCUGGGCCAGGAUCUUCCCCCAAUAGUUUCCUGCUUAAGCAAAUAGAGUUUCUCAAGGGGCAGAUCCCAGAAGCGCCGGUGAUUAGAAAGCAGACACCGUCACUACCACCUUCCCUCCCAGGACUCCAGCCAAGGUUUCCAGUACUACCUGCCUCUAGUACCAGAGGCAGGCAAGUGGAUAUCAGGGGUGUCCCCAGGUGCGUGCAUCUCGGAAGUCAGGGGCUCCAGAGAGGGUUCCAGCAUCCUUCACCACGUGGCAGGAUUCCGCCACGGAGAGGUGUUGAUUGCCUUUCCUCACGUUUCCAGGAACUGAGUAUCAACCAAGAUCAGGAACAAAGGAUCUUAAAGUUCUUGGAAGAGCUUGGGGAAGGGAAGGCCACGACAGCACAUGAUCUGUCUUGGAAACUGGGGGCUCCAAAGAAAGAAAUCAAUCGAGUUUUAUAUUCCCUGGCAAAGAAGGGCAAGCUACAGAAAGAGGCACGAACACCCCCUUUGUGGAAAAUCGCGGUCUCCACUCAGGCUUGGAACCAGCACAGCGGAGUGGUAAGACCAGACGGUCAUAGCCAAGGAGCCCCAAACUCAGACCCACAUUUGGAACCUGAAGACAGAAACUCCACAUCUGUCUCAGAAGAUCUUGAGCCUUUUAUCUCAGUCUCCGCUCAGGCUUGGAACCAGCACGGCAGAGUGGUAAGACCAGACGGUCAUAGCCAAGGAGCCCCAAACUCAGAGCCGAGUUUGGAACCUGAAGACAGAAACUCCACAUCUGUCUCGGAAGAUCUUGAGCCUUUUAUCUCAGUCUCAGCUCAGGCUUGGAACCAGCACAGCGGAGUGGUAAGACCAGACGGUCAUAGCCAAGGAGCCCCAAACUCAGAGCCGAGUUUGGAACCUGAAGACAGAAACUCCACAUCUGCCUUGGAAGAUCCUCUUGAGUUUUUUGACAUGGCUGAGAUCAAGGAGAAAAUCUGCGACUAUCUCUUCAAUGUGUCUGACUCCUCUGCCCUGAAUUUGGCUAAAAAUAUUGGCCUCACCAAGGCCCGAGAUAUAAAUGCCGUGCUAAUUGACAUGGAAAGGCAGGGGGAUGUCUAUAGACAAGGGACAACCCCUCCCAUAUGGCAUUUGACAGACAAGAAGCGAGAGAGGAUGCAAAUCAAGAGAAAUACGAACAGUGUUCCUGAAACCGCUCCAGCUGCAAUCCCUGAGACCAAAAGAAACACAGAGUUCCUCACCUGUAAUAUACCCACAUCAAAUGCCUCAAAUAACAUGGUAACCACCGAAAAAGUGGAGAAUGGGCAGGAACCUGUCAUAAAGUUAGAAAACAGGCAGGAGGCAAGACCAGAACCAGUAAGACUGAAACCACCUGUUCAUAACAAUGGCCCCUCAAAAGCAGGGUAUGUUGACUUUGAAAAUGGCCAGUGGGCCACAGAUGACAUCCCAGAUGACUUGAAUAGUAUCCGCGCAGCACCAGGUGAGUUUCGAGCCAUCAUGGAGAUGCCCUCCUUCUACAGUCAUGGCUUGCCACGGUGUUCACCCUACAAGAAACUGACAGAGUGCCAGCUGAAGAACCCCAUCAGCGGGCUGUUAGAAUAUGCCCAGUUCGCUAGUCAAACCUGUGAGUUCAACAUGAUAGAGCAGAGUGGACCACCCCAUGAACCUCGAUUUAAAUUCCAGGUUGUCAUCAAUGGCCGAGAGUUUCCCCCAGCUGAAGCUGGAAGCAAGAAAGUGGCCAAGCAGGAUGCAGCUAUGAAAGCCAUGACAAUUCUGCUAGAGGAAGCCAAAGCCAAGGACAGUGGAAAAUCAGAAGAAUCAUCCCACUAUUCCACAGAAAAAGAAUCGGAGAAGACCACAGAGUCCCAGACCCCCACCCCUUCAGCCACGUCCUUCUUUUCUGGGAAGAGCCCCGUCACCACACUGCUCGAGUGUAUGCACAAAUUGGGGAACUCCUGCGAAUUCCGUCUCCUGUCCAAAGAAGGCCCUGCCCAUGAGCCCAAGUUCCAGUACUGUGUUGCAGUGGGAGCCCAAACUUUCCCCAGUGUGAGUGCCCCCAGCAAGAAAGUGGCAAAGCAGAUGGCCGCAGAGGAAGCCAUGAAGGCCCUGCAUGGGGAGGCAACCAACUCCAUGACUUCUGAUGACCAGCCCGAAGGUAUGAUCUCAGAGUCACUUGAUAACUUGGAAUCCGUGAUGCCCAACAAGGUCAGGAAGAUUGGCGAGCUUGUGAGAUACUUGAACACCAAUCCUGUGGGUGGCCUUUUGGAGUACGCCCGCUCCCAUGGCUUUGCUGCUGAAUUCAAGUUGGUCGACCAGUCUGGACCUCCUCACGAGCCCAAGUUCGUUUACCAAGCAAAAGUUGGGGGUCGCUGGUUCCCAGCCGUCUGCGCACACAGCAAGAAGCAAGGCAAGCAGGAAGCAGCAGAUGCGGCUCUCCGUGUCUUGAUUGGGGAGAACGAGAAGGCAGAACGCAUGGGUUUCACAGAGGUAACCCCAGUGACAGGGGCCAGUCUCAGAAGAACUAUGCUCCUCCUCUCAAGGUCCCCAGAAGCACAGCCAAAGACACUCCCUCUCACUGGCAGCACCUUCCAUGACCAGAUAGCCAUGCUGAGCCACCGGUGCUUCAACACUCUGACUAACAGCUUCCAGCCUUCCUUGCUCGGCCGCAAGAUUCUGGCCGCCAUCGUUAUGAAAAAAGACUCUGAGGACAUGGGUGUCGUCGUCAGCUUGGGAACAGGGAAUCGCUGUGUGAAAGGAGAUUCUCUCAGCCUGAAGGGAGAAACUGUCAAUGACUGCCAUGCAGAAAUCAUCUCCCGGAGAGGCUUCAUCAGGUUUCUCUACAGUGAGUUAAUGAAAUACAACCCCCAGACUGCGAAGGAUAGUAUAUUUGAACCUGCUAAGGGAGGAGAAAAGCUCCAAAUAAAAAAGACUGUGUCAUUCCAUCUCUAUAUCAGCACCGCUCCAUGUGGAGAUGGUGCCCUCUUUGACAAGUCCUGCAGCGACCGUGCUAUGGAAAGCACAGACUCCCGCCACUACCCUGUCUUUGAGAAUCCCAAACAAGGCAAGCUCCGCACCAAGGUGGAAAAUGGAGAAGGCACAAUCCCUGUGGAAUCCAGUGACAUUGUACCUACGUGGGAUGGCAUUCGGCUCGGGGAGAGACUCCGUACCAUGUCCUGUAGUGACAAAAUCCUACGCUGGAAUGUGCUGGGCCUGCAAGGGGCACUGUUGACCCACUUCCUGCAGCCCAUUUAUCUCAAAUCUGUUACAUUGGGUUACCUUUUCAGCCAAGGGCAUCUGACCCGGGCUAUUUGCUGUCGUGUGACAAGAGAUGGGAGUGCAUUUGAGGAUGGACUACGACAUCCCUUUAUUGUCAACCACCCCAAGGUUGGCAGAGUCAGCGUAUAUGAUUCCAAAAGGCAAUCUGGGAAGACUAAGGAGACAAGCGUCAACUGGUGUCUGGCUGAUGGCUAUGACCUGGAGAUCCUGGACGGUACCAGAGGCACCGUGGAUGGGCCACGGAAUGAAUUGUCCCGGGUCUCCAAAAAGAACAUUUUUCUUCUAUUUAAGAAGCUCUGCUCCUUCCGUUACCGCAGGGAUCUACUGAGACUCUCCUAUGGUGAGGCCAAGAAAGCUGCCCGUGACUACGAGACGGCCAAGAACUACUUCAAAAAAAGCUUGAAGGAUAUGGGCUAUGGGAACUGGAUUAGCAAACCCCAGGAGGAAAAGAACUUUUAUCUCUGCCCAGUAUAGUAUGCUCCGGUGACAGAUGGAUUAGGGUGUGUCAUACUAGGGUGAGAGAGAGGUAGGUCGUAGCAUUCCUCAUCACAUGGUCAGGGGAUUUUUUUUUCCUCCUUUUUUUUCUUUUUAAGCCAUAAUUGGUGAUACUGAAAACUUCGGGUUCCCAUUUAUCCUGCUUUCUUUGGGAUUGCUAGGCAAGGUCUGGCCAGGCCCCCCUUUUUUCCCCCCAAGUGAAGAGGUAGAAACCUAAGAAGUGAUCUUUUCUUUCUAUACUCAAAGCAUACAUAGUCACUGAGCACCUGCAGUCCAUUUCCUCUUAAAAGUUUUUUUUUUUUUUCCAUUUCCUUUCCCUUUGUGUUUGCUACACUGACCUCUUGUGGUCUUGAUUAGGUUUCAGUCAAUUCUGGAUCAUGUCCGAGACUGAUGAUUUCUUUUGUGGGUUACGCAGACCCCUCUACUUCCCCCUUCCCCUUCUGAGAUUCUUUCCUUGUGAUCAGAAUUUCUCCUUUUCUCCCUCAGAGGGUAAAAAGGCGAACUUAAAGGAUCUGGUGAAACAUUUGUAAGGGUAGGAGUUGAAAACUGCAGUUCCCAGUGCCACGGAAGUGUGAUUGGAGCCUACAGAUAAUGCCCUGCCAUCCUCCCAUCCUGCACUUUAGCCAGCUGCAGGGCGGGCAAGGCAAGGAAAGCUGCUUCCCUGGAAGUGUGCCCCUUUCCCCGGCAGCAGGGAAGUCUAGAACCAGCCAGACUGGGUUAAGGGAGUUGCCCAAGCCAUAGGGGAGGUUUCACCCAGCAAGGUGACACAGACCACUUCCCAGGAGCACGGGCAUGCCUUGGGAUAUUGCCAAGCUUCCAGCUGCCUCUUCUCCUAAAGCACUCCUAGGAAUUUGCCCUGCAAAUGCUGGGCGUGCACCCUAGCCAACGUAGGAAAAAAUCCAGGACAAAUCCUAGAGGGUAGAAAAUCAUCUCUGCUCAGAUAAUCAUGACUUAGCAAGAAUAAGGGCAAAAAAUCCUGUUGGCUCACGUCACUGUUCUACCCUGCAUAAUAUCUCUCAUGACAGUGACACCAAGAGAAGUUGACUAAGUCAUAUGUAAAUUAGGAGUGUUUAAAAGAAUGCCAUAGAUGUUGAUUCUUAACUGCUACAGACAACCUAUAAUUGAGCAGAUUUAAAAUUCAGGCAUACUUUUCCAUUUAUCCAAGUGCUUUCAUUUUUCCAGAUGGCUUCAGAAGUAGGCUCGUGGGCAGAGCGCAGACCUGAUCUUUAUAGUGUUGACAUAGAAAGCAGUAGUAGUGGGUGAAAGGACAGGUUGUCUUCAAACUCUGUGAGGUGGAAUCUUUUGUCUACACCUCCAUGAACAUUGACUCGUGUGUUCAGAGCCUUUGGCCUCCCUGUGGAGUCUGGCUCUCUGGCUCCUGUGCAUUCUUUGAAUAGUCACUCGUAAAAAUUGUCAAUGCUUGAAACUAUUUCUUUUACUCACGUUGAAGGGACUUUGUUGACUUUUAGAGUGUUGGUCAUGACUCCAGGAGCAGAGCAGGGAAGAGCCCAAGCAUAGACUUGAGUGCCGUGAUGGCUGCGGUCCAGUUUUGUGAUUCUGCUUUUACGUGUUACUUGAUAACAGUCAGCUAGACACACUCAGGAGGACUACUGAGGCUCUGCGACCUUCAGGACCUGAGCCUGCCUCUCUCCUUUAGAUGACAGACCUUCAUCUGAGAAUGUGCUGAGCCAGCACCCUCAGAUGAUUUCCCUCCAAACUGCUGACUAGGUCACCCGCUGUCUGGUAGAGACAUUCACAUCUUUGCUUUUAUUCUAUACCCUCGGUACUUUUGACCAAAAAAUGACCAAAAUAAGAAAAUGCAACUUUAAAAAAUAGACUAAGGAUGCCUUUGCAGAACACCAAAGCAUCCCAAGGAACCGGUAGGGAAAUGAUGCCUGUCUCCUGGGGUAGAAGAGGCCUGCUCCCUGGCUCUGGGUCUGCUGGGGGCACAGUAAAUCAGUCUUGGCACCCACAUCCAGGUCAGAGAGGUCUGUGGUUCUCAGCAUCAGGAAGGCAGCGCAGCCCCUCUCCAGGCUACAGGGUUGUCACCUGCUGAGUCCUCAAGCUGUUUGGCCUCUCUGGUCCGUCUUGGGCAUUAGAUUCUCCAGCAGAGCUCUGGCCAGCUGCCUCCUCUUUAACUGGGAACACGAGCUCUCACAAGAUCAGAACCCCCACUCACCCCUGAGAUCUUAUCUAGCAAGCCUGUAGUAUUCAGUUUCUGUUGUAGGAAGAGCGCGAGGCAUCCCUGAAUUCCAUGCAUCUGCUGGAAAUGAGCCGUGUCAGAUCGCACACCCCCGCGCCCCCAUGCCCCUCUGAGUCACGGGACAGAGGAGGCAGAGCUUCCGCCCACUGUUAUCUUCAAUUUCUUUGUCCAGUCUUUUGUUUUUAAUAAGCAGUGCCCCUCCCCACUCUUCUUUUUAAUGAUUUUUGUAGUUGAUUUGUCUGAACUGUGGCUACUGUGCAUUCCUUGAAUAAUCACUUGUAAAAAUUGUCAGUGCUUGAAGCUGUUUCCUUUCCUCACAUUGAAGGGACUUUGUUGGUUUUUUGGAGUCUUGGUUUUGACUCCAAGAACAGAGUCAGGAAGACCCCAAGCAUAGACUUGGGUACCGUGAAAAUGGCUGCAGUCCAGUUUUAUGAUUCUGCUUUUAUGUGUCCCUUGAUAACAGUGACUUAACAAUAUACAUUCCUCAUAAAUAAAAAAAAAAACCAAGAAUCUGAAUUCUUA
Cercocebus atys (sooty mangabey) is the source of this 6993-nucleotide messenger RNA. RefSeq names its product adenosine deaminase, RNA-specific (gene ADAR). Bases 426 to 4247 code for a protein of 1273 amino acids. The transcript is spliced from 15 exons. Gene Ontology annotation, cellular component: nucleolus; cytoplasm. The record is from RefSeq and is a predicted model, not a curated record. Gene Ontology annotation, molecular function: tRNA-specific adenosine deaminase activity; double-stranded RNA adenosine deaminase activity; double-stranded RNA binding. Gene Ontology annotation, biological process: RNA processing; adenosine to inosine editing. NCBI's taxonomy places the organism in Eukaryota, Metazoa, Chordata, Mammalia, Primates, Cercopithecidae.